Messenger RNA from Cucurbitaria berberidis CBS 394.84, 818 nucleotides. RefSeq lists its product as uncharacterized. Bases 50 to 496 code for a protein of 148 amino acids. The record is from RefSeq and is a predicted model, not a curated record. The transcript has 2 exons. NCBI's taxonomy places the organism in Eukaryota, Fungi, Ascomycota, Dothideomycetes, Pleosporales, Cucurbitariaceae.
AGCGAAUGAACAGAGUCGAGAUCGAAAUUGCGUGACGAGGAGGGCGAAAAUGGAGCAGAAGAGGCGCAGAGGUGGAAUGAAUCAAAUCUGUGAAGUGAACAGUAAUGAGCCAGCCGACCAAAAGGUCAUUGCGUUUGACGGUCACGCUAGCGACGCCGUGCUCAUUGGCUUCGCCAACCCACUGCGAAACUUCAAUGAGAGCGCCAAAGACGACACCGAAGUUGUUCCUUCCAACAUCCCAACGGAUGCCAAUGUUGGUCAAUCCCAUACGAUAAAGGAUUUGAUUACUACUGCGUUAGCCGGUAGGCCAACAGGCCAUAGCAGCAACCAAGAUGGACUUGGUGUCAAGCGCUCGGCGUCCAAUGAAUUGUUGAAGAUCGAUGACCUCGAUGAUUACGCGGAUGCCUGUUCAGAGUACGGUCGAGGACUGAGAGAGGGCUGGAACAGGGAAUUCCUACUGCACAGGGUUGAAGAAUGGCAGAAGCUGGAAAAAUAGAGGUGACAGAAGUGAGCGGGUGAUGAGGUAGGACUGAAUGACAUCUGGGUAGAAGGACUGAAAGUCAACGAGAUCGAUAUCCAGCAACAUGCGCUAUCUGAUAGUACGUGAAGAACUCACUGCAGCCACAUAUGAUGAAAUGGAGAUGGAACUGUAGGAAUGUGAUGACAUCCUGUAUCCUGUUCGAGGUUUGUCUCUUGCCUUUCAGCAGCUUCUAGUGCAAUGUAAAGUUGGUAGCACGACACUGCGGUGAGAAACAUGUUAAUGAUAAACAAACUACCACAACACUAUUAUAGUUGCGAGGUGGGCACAUCGUACCGUG